AUGGGACUGGAACUCACAAACCGUGAGAUCAUGACCUGAGCUGAAGUCAGUUGCUUCACCGACUGAGCCACCCAGGCGCCCCUUGUAUCCAUUAUUAUCAAAUACUUUUGCAAAGCUCAUGGCAUCCCAGGGGAGGUACUUCAUACACCUAAAUUCUCAGCAGUCACCUCCCUGUGUUUCAGCUGUGACUAAGCUGACACUAGCUACAGUUUGUGUUUCCUUCUGUUGAAAGAAGGAACUUUGAAGGCAAACACCUCUUCCUCAGUGUAGAGCCACCCUCAGGAGGCAACUAGAACCAUCUAUUCUGGAGUCUUAUUUUAAUGGUUAUCUAUCUAUCUAUCUAUCUAUCUAUCUAUUUAUUUAUUUAUUUCAGUGAUGUUAACAUACAGUGUUACAUUAGUUUCAGGUAUGCAAUAUAGUGAUUCAACAAUUGUAUACAUUACUCAGUGCUCAUGAAGCGUUUGGAAAAGGAACGUAAGGCCGAAAGGAGGUCUAACGCCCACCAGCGGGCACCGCCCCCUCUUAGCCCCACCCCUGCCAAGGCCCCGCGUCCUUGCUAUUGGUUCCUUUCGCUGCGCCGUCCGUUGCCGUGGAGACCAAGGCUAUGGCAACCAGGAGAAGCCAAACUUGGUCCUUCCUCUGGAACGGCGAGGGCUCCGGGACAAGGGGCUGGACUCCGCGCGGAGUUCAUGGCGCUCUACGAGCUUUUCUCUCAUCCGGUGGAGCGCGGUUACCGCGCGGGGCUCUGCUCCAAGGCCGCGUUGUUCCUGCUGCUGGCCGCCGUGCUCACGUACAUCCCGCCGCUGCUGGUGGCCUUCCGGAGCCACGGGCUUUGGCUGAAGCGGAGCAGCUACGAAGAGCAGCCGACCGUGCGCUUCCAGCACCAGGUGCUACUCGUGGCCCUGCUGGGACCCGAUCACGGCGGGUUCCUGGCCUGGAGCACGUUCCCCGCCUUCAACCGACUGCAGGGGGAUCACCUGCGCGUCCCGCUGGUUUCGACUCGAGAAGAAGACAAGAACCAGGAUGGGAAAAUGGAUGUGUUACAUUUUAAACUGGAGCUUCCUCUGCAGUCCACAGAACAUGUUCUUGGUGUGCAGCUCAUCUUGACUUUCUCCUACCGAUUGCACAGGAUGUCGACAUUCGUGAUGCAGAGCAUGGUGUUUCUCCAGUCCUCCUUUGCUGUGCCAGGGUCCCAGCUCUAUGUGAACGGAGACCUGAGGCUGCAGCAGAAGCAUCCCCUAAGCUGCGGUGGCCUCGACGUUCGGUACAAUGUGUCUGUAAUCAACGGGACCAGCCCUUUUGCCCGUGACUAUGACCUCACCCACAUUGUUGCCGCUUACCGGGACAGGAAUGUAACCACCGUCCUGAUGGACUCCAACCCCAUCUGGCUGGUGGGAAGGGCCGCCGAGGCUCCAUUUGUGAUUAACGCCAUCAUCCGGUACCCAGUGGAAGUCAUUUCUUAUCUACCAGGAUUCUGGGAAAUGAUAAAGUUUGCCUGGAUCCAGUAUGUCAGUAUCCUGCUUAUCUUCCUCUGGGUGUUUGAAAGAAUCAAAAGAUUUGUGUUUCAGAAUCAGGUGGUGACCACGAUCCCUGUCACCAUAAUGCCCCAGGGAGAACUGUAUAAGGAGCACUUAUCAUAAGAAGACCAUUUCUGAGAACUAAGCAGGACCCUGGCUACCUCAGCCUUGUCUUCUGGGAACGGCCAUCUUAAGAAAUUUUUGCAAAGAGCUCCUCAUGGACACGUGCCCGUGCGUGUCCUUUUCCUAUCAGAGACAAAGGACAAUCCGUUGUAAGUUUUCUCUACGCAAAUUCCAUGUCUUCUAAGAACCUCCACAAUCUUCAGGGACUAGUUUGUGGAAACAUCCAGAGGUUCCUGAAGGCUAUAAUUUGCUUUUUUUUUUUUUUUUUUUUUUUUGCCUUAGACUUGAAUUUCAGGAGAAAACUGCAGUCAGUUCAGAACUCUUGGAAAGAGUCCCAUCUCUGGUCAAGCAAAGACUUUUCCUCUCUUGAACUGAGAAACAUGCUAUGCAUUUCUUCCCACUAUUGUAAACCACUUUUUACUCUUUUCAGGCCUCUCUUGUGAGAGAUAUGCAAAUCAGUAGCACUUUCCACUCCUGAGCAUCUAAAUUUCCCAUUCAGAACUUUGGUUUCCAGAACUGAGAGGUCCUUGAGGGGGAGAAUGGGAGCGAGAGAAAGGGUGCGCUGGAGAGCACAUGCACGCACACGUGUCCGGUGGGCGACUCCAGGACACCGGGACCAUCCACCUGCCCUCAGGCUAACAGACAGUGGUCUGUCAUCAGCUGGGCUGAGCAGCCCUUUAUCCCUGCCCUGCUGUGGCUGGCUUUGUGCCCUGCCUUUUGCCCUGUCUGUGCCCCUGGAACAGCAGGCUGAAGCCAGAGUGCUCUUUCGUUCACAGUCCCCUCCGCAACAGUGGGGGAAGUAAGGAUUGUAACAACAGUUUCUUUCUCUCUGGCCCUUACCCAACAGCCUGGACACUUGCCACUCCUCCUCCUUGACAGCCCUCCCCCACUUCUUGAAAAGGACGCGGGUGACAGAGGACCUGUUGUUGGUAUUGGUUCCCACUGCCAACAACCACAGAGUUUGUUUGGAGGGCUAGCAGGAGACCCAGCUACUUGUAUUUCCCGUGAUGAAGGGACAGGGUGCCCGUCAGAGUGAGCAGCUUUGGGGAGAACGAACAAGGUGCACUGAGGGGGUAAAGAGGAUGCUUGCCCGCCCAGGACAGCCUAAUCAGGCCUGGUUGUUAGCAGAAUGACAAGCGGUCCGACAGGAUCAACCUCCUGCCUAAGUGAGUGUCAUCAGGAUGGGACUGCUGAAAUGGACCUCUGUUGCACACGGAAGGCUAGUUUGCCGUUCCUGGCGUGAGGAAAUGAGCUGUCCUCAAAGGACAGAUGGAUCUGCUUUAUGAUUCCAAGAUGUCACUGGCACUGGAGACACGCCUGCUCUGAACCAUGCUUCAGGCCCACCCACCCACACACUCCUCUACACGUGUAUGCCUCAGUUUACCUUGGAGAUUCAGUUCUCAUUUCCAAAGCACCUUUUCUUUCAGGCUGAGCAAGAUAAGAGGUUUGGAAACAGCCGCUUUGAAGUAUUCAAGCACAAAACUAGCUUAACACUGGCCCCUCUGCCUUGUCUUUUACUAUCUAGGGCUGUUUAUAUACCUACACAUUUUUUCUUGGGAUUUAAAUGAAAAAUGGUUUCUGGUUUGAAUCACAAAAAGGUAAGGAGAAACGGGAAGAUAGCUAAAGACAUGAAUUAACACCGCUUUGCAUUUUGUUAAAUUAUUUUCAGGCAGAACUUGUAUAAAGAACCAUGAUGUUUUGUACCUUUCUAAUUAAAAUAUUCAAAAUGGAA
Prionailurus viverrinus (fishing cat) is the source of this 3372-nucleotide messenger RNA. RefSeq names its product transmembrane protein 231 (gene TMEM231). Gene Ontology annotation, biological process: regulation of protein localization; cilium assembly. Lineage: Eukaryota; Metazoa; Chordata; Mammalia; Carnivora; Felidae. Gene Ontology annotation, cellular component: ciliary transition zone; ciliary membrane. Bases 453 to 1640 code for a protein of 395 amino acids. The record is from RefSeq and is a predicted model, not a curated record. The transcript is spliced from 8 exons.